AUGUCGAAGCCACCACGUCUGGCCGCGCUCCGGUACCGCGCAAAACCGGCGCUGAUUGCCACUGCCUACGUUAUUGUGCUAGUGGUCCCAUGGAUCUUGACGUGCGUCCUGUCGUCUCGGACUAUCCGACAGUCUUGGGACAACUCAGGGGCAGUUGAGCGAGAAACGGCCGAGAAUCUCCACCGAGUCUCUUUUCUUAUCGAUGCCCUAAAUUUGAUUGCAGCAGUAGCUGCGUUGCCUGUCAUCUACGCGCUCCUUGCGCGUGCGGCCGUUGUUUUCUCACAGCGGACGGACAACCGCAAGACACUGAACGUGAAGGAGCUCAUGGCCUUGGCGGACAGGAACUUUGUUCGUGAUGGUUUCCUGGGAAGAAUAGGCGCCAAAUCUUCUCUGUUCCUCCUGGGGGUUGCCCUCGUCCUGCUCGGCAUACCGCGAGACCUUGUCGUCGCGAAGACGCGGAAUGCCCUGAUCAACGCCUUCCCCACGGAGUGGACGGCCACGGCGUGGUAUGAUCCUGAUGCGGACGAGGAUGAUGAUGCGGCAGAUGCCGGUCGUUAUUUUGCCUCUUCGUUGCCUCGGGACACGACUACGGGCCUGUAUAAACAGCAUGCGCUUCGGAUGAACAGCAGCUCAAUGUGUAACGAAAUACCGGCCUCAGAAGUCCCCAUACGCUGCCCUGGGAGCUACGAUCGUGUAUUCUACACCUCCUACGACAAUGCAAACUUGACCGUCAACAUCUGCCUACAAACCCCGGAGGGUAGGAGUGGCCCCUGGAAUUACACCGAAGACCGGCAGGAGUUGACCGAGACCUUAUACAUUACCGCUUCCAGCCCCUGGGCUCGUAGUGGUCGGACGCCUUACGCAAACGGCACCCUGCGUUGCAUCGGAAAGACUAGCAUGGGGUACUUCGAACUCGGAAACUCCUUCAAUGGCGGCAAGUUCGGCCCGCUGCUAUCUUCCUUCGACUUCCCCCCCGGCACCGGAAACCCGGAAUUUAGCGACGACGUGCGCAAGGCCUGGUACCCCAGUGUAGGUCUAUUUAACCCGAGCUACGUGGGGGGGGAGUAUGUGCGCGAUUACGGCACCUCGAGAGACGAAUAUCUCGGUGCUUACGGUCCGCUCAUGCUCGCGGCACACGCCAUGUUCGGCGCAGGAUCCUUCUUCGACCUCGCACAAUCCAUCCGCGAGCCCAACGACACGCUGUCCCAGGCCCUUUGUCAGCUGAGCCCCAUCCCCUUCUCUCGCCUCUCUCCCGGCCUAAGCCGCUGUGACCCGCAAGACACCAGGUCGAGCUCAACUAUCUCUUCUAGCCGGCGUGGAAGAUUUGCCUCCAGGCAUGGCUGGGCCAACGACCGGGUGGAAGCGCUCAUCUCAAAUAUUCGCGAAUCGAACGGAACGGUCAGUGGCCUCCUCAACACGGCCAUGUACCUCGCCAACAAAGCCACAUUGGAUGUGGCCGCGGGUCCGGCCGUUGUGCCCCAGGGAGGAACCUGGGACCCUCGUCAGAUAUGGCGGGCUGAGGGGAUUGAGAUCCGCACUCCCGUGGUAUCAACCGCGGGCUUGGCUGUGGUUACGGUGCUUCUGGGGUUGCAGGUUGUGGGCAUUCUCGCCCUGCUCUGGUAUAUAUACAGUGUGCCGACAUGGACCGAGACGCUGGACGCCAUGGCUGUCGCAAGAAUUACGAGGCAGCUGGCGGAAAGAGACGAGGGAUUUCUCAGGUCGGAUGCAUUGUGGGACCCGACAGCGGAGGAACUCCGCCGUAUGCAAGAUAUGGAUGCCCUUGUGGGACUCGUGGAGCGCGAAACCCCAGAGAAGCCCGGAGGUAGUGCCACGACUACAAAGGUUUCUGGUGAGGUAACCUUGGCCCCGGCUUCUUCUGAACAUGUUGACCAUGUUUUGAGCGUUGGGGCCCCCGGACUCAUUUCACGUGGUAUGAAGAAGGUUACCAGGUCUUCGGUUUAG
Molecule: messenger RNA, 1962 nt
Organism: Chaetomium globosum CBS 148.51
Lineage: Eukaryota; Fungi; Ascomycota; Sordariomycetes; Sordariales; Chaetomiaceae
Exons: 3
Coding region: 1-1962 (653 amino acids)
Source: RefSeq, a predicted model, not a curated record